Molecule: messenger RNA, 573 nt
Organism: Guyanagaster necrorhizus
Lineage: Eukaryota; Fungi; Basidiomycota; Agaricomycetes; Agaricales; Physalacriaceae
Exons: 1
Coding region: 168-473 (101 amino acids)
Source: RefSeq, a predicted model, not a curated record
UAGAGUUUCGUUCUGCUGAGAAUAGAAGUAUGAGGUACGAAUGUCCCCCCCAAAUGACAUGAUCGAGACCCUCCUGUUAGGAUUCGAAAGCGCCACUACUCAUGGCUAGCAGCACGACCGUACAUAAAGACGGUUUGACGCGUUUAGCUCUUGUGUAAUGUAGUUUGAUGGCGCCGAUCGUAACGGGUAGUGAGGGGGGGGAGGGUUCCAAGUUGAAACAAUCGUCGAGUGACCCCCGCCCUCCCCCCACGCAUCGGAGCCGUGAGAGAGAUUGCAACAAGGAACGGAAAUGCCGCAGCAUCCGAAAAAAACCAAGCCAGGUUCCUGGAAACGCCCGGCGAGCCCACUCACCCCCCCCGAUAUGUGAUCCCCGCCCAAUCGCGCAUAUGCAUGGAACCUGGAGUCUUAAACCUGCCGAUCCACAUUGCACGUCAUAUGCAUCCAAAAGUUCCUGGAGAAGGACUUCGUCAUAGAUGUUGAGACUUGAUCUCCGUUUAUCAACAUUACUGAGUGGCUUCUUUGACUUCCCCCCCUGCACUUCCUGCUAAGAUAAGAUGCCGAACAAUGUGAUGC